Schizophyllum commune H4-8 is the source of this 330-nucleotide messenger RNA. RefSeq lists its product as uncharacterized. The annotation marks the transcript as partial. NCBI's taxonomy places the organism in Eukaryota, Fungi, Basidiomycota, Agaricomycetes, Agaricales, Schizophyllaceae. The record is from RefSeq and is a predicted model, not a curated record. The transcript has a single exon.
UCGCGGGGCAGUAACAUCAUCAAGCUCGGGCAGGCAUUCGUGACGGUCGUCGAAAAGCCAUGCCAGCUCGGCCUCGACGUCGACAUCGACAAGCUCGAGCUGAUCCAUCUUACAAGGAGGCGGUCCGCCCCUGGCUCGCAUGUCAAUGUCGCCCUCCCGAAUGCCCCAUCUCGGACUAUACACCUAGUCAACGUCAUGCGGUGGCUGAGCGUGUUCUUCGACCGGAAGCUUUCGUGGAAAAAAUGGCCACGCGGACGCGGUCGACCAUCGCAGGUCUGCGCAUUCUCGGCAACACCGUGCGCGGCCUCAGCGUGGCGAUCGCCCGCUUAG